Messenger RNA from Pipistrellus kuhlii (Kuhl's pipistrelle), 5099 nucleotides. RefSeq names its product actin filament associated protein 1 (gene AFAP1). The record is from RefSeq and is a predicted model, not a curated record. The coding region runs from base 202 to 2637 and encodes 811 amino acids. The transcript is spliced from 18 exons. Gene Ontology annotation, molecular function: SH3 domain binding; SH2 domain binding. Lineage: Eukaryota; Metazoa; Chordata; Mammalia; Chiroptera; Vespertilionidae. Gene Ontology annotation, cellular component: cytosol.
GGUGCCAGAGCCCCGCGGCUGCCUCGCGCCGGCGGCCGCCCCGCGGACCCCGAGCCCGGCCGCGCGAGCUGAGACGGCGGGCGCCCCGCCCCGGGCCUCCAUUGUUGCGGCGGCCGCGGCUGUGCCGGCCGCCGGUUCCGUUCCGCGGGGCCCGGGCGCCGGCGGCGAGGAGCGAGCGCUGCCGAGGCGGCGGCCUGAGCCAUGGAGGAGCUAAUAGUUGAACUGCGUCUCUUCCUGGAGCUCCUGGACCACGAAUACCUAACGUCCACUGUCCGGGAGAAGAAGGCGGUGAUCACAGACAUCCUGCUCAGGGUACAGGCCUCCAGAGGUUCUGAAGGCAGAGACCACGCUCCGAAGCAGGAGGCCCCCAGCAGCCUGCCGGCGCCGCCCCAGAUGCCGCUGCCGGAGAUCCCGCAGCCCUGGCUGCCCCCCGACAGCGGGCCGCCCCCGCUGCCCACGGCCUCGCUCCCGGAGGGCUACUACGAGGAGGCCGUACCGCUGAGCCCGGGGAAAGCGCCGGAAUACAUCACGUCCAAUUACGACUCGGAUGCCAUGAGUAGCUCUUACGAGUCGUACGACGAGGAGGAGGAGGACGGCAAGGGGAAGAAGACGCGUCACCAGUGGCCCUCGGAGGAGGCCUCCAUGGACCUGGUGAAGGACGCCAAGAUCUGCGCCUUCCUGCUGCGCAAGAAGCGCUUCGGCCAGUGGACCAAGCUGCUCUGCGUCAUCAAAGACACCAAACUGCUGUGCUACAAGACCUCCAAGGACCAGCAGCCGCAGAUGGAGCUGCCCCUGCCCGGCUGCAGCGUCGCCUACAUCCCCAAGGACGGCAAGAAGAAGCAGCACGAGCUGAAGAUCACCCCGCAGGGCACCGACCCCCUGGUCCUCGCCGUGCAGAGCCAGGAGCAGGCCGAGCAGUGGCUGAAGGUGAUCCGUGAGGUGUACAGCGGCGGUGGCGGGCCCGCGGAUGCCGAGUGUCCCCCGCCGCCAGGCUCCCCGGUGCACAAGGCAGAGCUGGAGAAGAAGCUGUCCUCGGAGAGGCCGAGCUCGGACGGGGAGGGCGUCCCGGAGAACGGAGUCACCAUGUGCAACGGGAAAGAGCAGGUCAAGAGGAAAAAAAGUUCCAAACCAGAGGGCAAGGGCACCGUGACUAAAGUCACCGGGAAGAAAAUCACCAAGAUCAUCGGCCUGGGGAAGAAAAAGCCAUCCACCGACGAGCAGACCUCCUCCGCCGAGGAGGACGUGCCCACCUGCGGCCACCUGAACGUGCUCUCCAACAACCGCUGGCGGGAGCGCUGGUGCAGGGUCAAGGACAACAAGCUCAUCCUGCACAAGGACAGGACCGACCUGAAGACCCACCUCGUGUCCAUCCCCCUCCGAGGCUGCGAGGUGAUCCCGGGGCUGGACUCCAGGCACCCGCUGACCUUCCGGCUGCUCCGCAACGGGCAGGAGGUGGCCGUGCUGGAGGCGGCGUCCUCGGAAGACAUGGGCCGGUGGAUCGGGGUCCUGCUGGCGGAGACGGGGUCCUCCACCGACCCCGGCGCGCUGCACUACGACUACAUCGACGUGGAGAUGUCGGCCAACAUCAUCCAGACGGCCAAGCAGACCUUCUGCUUCAUGAACAGACGUGUCGUCUCCACCAACCCCUACCUCGGGGGCACCCCCAACGGCUACGCCCACCCCAGCGGGACGGCGCUGCACUACGACGACGCCCCCUGCGUGAACGGCGCGUGGGACCCGGACGGCAGAGGCCCGGGAGGAGCGGCGCUGUACGAUAACGCGGCGCUGUACGAUAACUUGCCGUCGCCGGAAAUCUUUGCGCGCUGCCCGCCGGCCGACAGGAGGGCUGCUAGGCCGCCUGCCGACACCCUGCCCUGUAACCAUUACAAGCGGCCCACGGCCCGCGGGCUGCCUCCCGCCCCGUCUGUCACUAACACCUCUUCUGUGGGGAGGGCGUCUCUCGGGCUCGGCUCCCAGCUGAAGAGCAGAAAGCCCCCGCUCGCAGCCAGCGGGGCCGCGGGCAGAGGCAAGCCCCCGAGCGGCCAGCCCAAGAAGGCCGAGCCGGCCGCCGGCGUGAGGCGCACGCCUUCCAACGCUGACCAGUACAGGUACGGCAAGAACAGGGUGGAGGCGGACGCCAGGCGGCUGCAGAGCCAGGAGGAGGAGCUGCUGCGGCGGAAGGAAGCCCUGCGGACCAGGCUGGCCCAGCUCCGGAAGGAGAGGGGGGACCUGCGGGCCGCCAUCGAGGCGAACGCUGGCAGGAAGGCGCAGCUGGCCCUGGAGGAGAAGCUGAAGGCGCUGGAGGAGGAGUGCCGGCGGAAGGAGGCGGAGCGCGUCAGCCUGGAGCUGGAGCUCACCGAGGUCACCGAGAGCCUGCGCAAGGCCCGGGCGGGCGGCGUCACCCUGGGGCUGGCCAUCGAGCCCCGUUCGGGGACCUCGAGUCCACAGUCCCCAGUGCUCCGGCCGCGGACCCUGGAGAGCUCGCCGCUGUCCAGCUGCGAGACCAGCGACGCCGAGGGCCCGGUGCCCGUGAACAGCGCCGCCGCCCUGAGGACGAGCCGGCCGGCCGGCAGUUCCCCCUGCCGGGGCCACGUGCUCCGCAAGGCCAAGGAGUGGGAGCUGAAGAACGGGACGUAGACACGGACGUCAGGAGAGGCCGCGGCGGAGCAGGCCCGCCGCCCGACGCGUAUUUUCUACUGUACGGGCCGCCCGUAAAGCUGUGCUGGCCGCCGCUCCCACGUGGUUUGUUCAGGGCGGCGGGGGGAGGCCGCGGGAGACUGUCCUCGCCAGGGCCACAGCUCCCCAGUGCCAGCCGCCGCCCCAGGGGUCUGUGUCCCCGUCCCGCCCCGCCCCGCCCCCGCCCGGAAGGUGAGGCGCUCCCCUGAGCUGGACGGCUUUCUAACGCUCACAUCCUCUGUGAUCACUUCGCCCCCGGCUCCCGGAGGCCCCUCCCGAUGGGAGGGCGUCACUGCUUUGGAAAGGCUGCGAGGGUUAGGGAUGCUUCGCCCUGUGUCCUCCUUCCAGUACCCUUCACCCCUCCCUCCCUCCCCCAUGGGCGGCCCUGGAGAGCUGGCAGCCUGGCGGGCGCACGGCUGUCCUCUCUUCCUGAUGUCGCUGGUGGGGGUGCUGGAGCCAUGGACAGAGCUUCUAGCCGCCCAACUCCCCCUGCCCCCCGUUUGCAAAUCUAAGAUGUGGCUGCGUCCGGGGACCUCGGCUCGCCCCUCCCGGGCCCGUGGGCCUCGCAGGGCCUCCUCCUCACCGCCGGCUGCCUCCGUGGAGUCCCUGGGCGACCCGCUGGGGCCCGGGGACAGAGCCGGCCCCGCGCAGCCGCGCAGGCCCCCGUCCCAGGCCUCAGCGCUGGGCACCCGGCCCCACGGUGCUUCAGGCCGGGCGGGCGGUGAGGCGCUGGGAGCUGCGUGCCUGGCUCCACCACAGCCCCUGCCCGGACGUGUGUGAGGCGGUCGGCCUGGCCUGCCCCGCGGCUCCGCACUCACAGGAUGGCGGGACGCUCACCCCCUGCACUCACCGGUGACCCGGGAGGGCCGGCGCUGUGGGCGCACGCAGCUCCCUUCCCGAGGGGGAUGCUCGACCCCCGUGGCCUGCGCCUUCGGGUCCAGAGGCUCCCAGCCAAGCGUGGCCUCACGUGGUCUCUGGGCUGGGCAGCCGCCUUGCCCAAGAGAGCCGCCAGGUCCGACACGCCGGGGCCGGCUGCCACGUUCCUGUCCGCACCGGCGGUGCCAGCACCUCGGCCUGAGCAUGGCCGGUCCAGCCUUCGGGCUCCUGGCCGCCAGGGGCGGUGCUGACACAGCCGGCCUGUAAGGGGGGGACUUGUCCGCUGGGGUCUGCGGGUCUCCCGUGUCCGGAUGUGGUCAGAGCCAGUAGUUAUUUAUUUGUACAUGUUCAGAGCGUAGUCCUAACUUAUAUCUGUACAUAGCAGACACGGCUCCUGUCCGGGGCGGAGACCGGGGUCCUGACAGCAUGAGAGGGCGGGGGGCGGGGCUGCCCUCAUGGUCGGCCCCGCCUGCCGGACCUGAGGCCCCGUCAGCCUCAGAGGCCCGCCCCCCCACGCUGACACGUUUACGAUGUUUCACUCUCACCCCCGUGCCCCGAGCACAGUGACCCUCAGGUGCAGGCCACGUCCUCUCUGCCCAGAGUGCCAGGUGGGUGCCGCCUAGCCCUGGCUUCAGCUGGGGUGGGGCUCCUGGCACGGCUCCCCCCACCUCUCCCAGCUCUUCUCUCUGGGCGACCCCGUGACCUCAGAUACCAUGGUGCACAGCCAGCCCCGCCCUGACAAGGCUGUUUGUGCACCGGGUCACGUGACAGGAGCCCGGGUGGGCUGACCACACCAGCAGGCCUGCGGGGACGCGACCGGGCGGCCCCCGGGCUCAGCAGCAGCGACACGCACAGCUUGCCUUCUCUUUUCUAACGCAGUUUGUACAGGACACUUAAUUCCGAUCGCGCACAUUUUUAAAGAGGGCGUUUAUUAUUGUUGUUAUUACUGUUAUUUGUUACUUGUUCCUGCUGUCACGCUGUCUGGCGGGCUGCGUUAUACUGUGAAAUGAACUGAAGGUGAACUGCCCCUCCGUGCCCCACACCCCGCACGGCUCCACGAGGGAGGCGGAGCCGCCGGCCACGGGCAUGUGGUGUGGGCACAGGGGUUCCCCGGGCCCCCAGCCUCGCCGAUGCCUUCAAAGCGGCUCGCCGCUCCCAGUUCUCGGACCAAAGCAGCUUUCCAUGCCACGCUCCUCCGGCUGGAUUCGCCCCCGGGAGGGCUGUAACCACACCAGCCUUUCCCGGGCCUCCCGCUCAGAAUGGAGCCUCCUCACUGUGCCUGACACUCCGGCCUGGAAGGCCCUGAGGGGCCCGGGCCUUGGGCCGCCGGUUAGAUGCCUGUACACAGGCGUCACUGUUCUCGGUGUAUUUAAUUCACGGUGAGAGGUUUGUCAGGGGAACUCGCCUGGGAACAUGGGUUCCCGUUCGCCCCUUUUGUAGUCGCCUCACUUGGUUCUCGCUGAGGGACCGCCCCAUUCCCGCAGCCCCAGACGGGCGCCUGUGGCGCGACCCAGCCGUGUGCUGUCAAUAAAGCCAUCUUCCAGCCC